Messenger RNA from Mesorhabditis spiculigera, 762 nucleotides. NCBI's taxonomy places the organism in Eukaryota, Metazoa, Nematoda, Chromadorea, Rhabditida, Rhabditidae. The record is from the annotation of a GenBank genome assembly.
AUGGACAAGACUGGCAAGGGGGUCUGCCUAUGGCAUCAACAGGGCAAUUGUCCGUACGGCCAGAAAUGCUCCCUCAGACAUAUCGUUGGCGACAAGCAAGUGGUUUGCAAGCAUUGGCUCCGAGGGUUGUGUAAAAAGGGAGAUGGUUGCGAGUUUCUCCACGAGUAUGAUCUAACAAAAAUGCCGGAAUGUUUCUUCUUCUCAAAAUAUAUGGCUUGCUCCAAUCGUGAAUGCCCUUUCCGCCAUAUUGACCCGGAGAGCAAGAUGAAAGAUUGUCCAUGGUAUGAUCGCGGUUUUUGCAGACAUGGCCCCUACUGCAAGAAUCGGCAUCGAAGGCGUGUCAUCUGCCCAAACUUUGUUUUCGGAUUCUGUGCAGAAGGCAAAGAGUGUAAAUUUGCCCAUCCAACAUUCGAGCUCCCAGCCGCCGAAAAUCCGAUCACCAAUAAUAAACGGGGAGGUUUCUACAAUGCUUCAAUUAUUUGUCAUAAUUGUCACGAGAAGGGCCACAAAGCGACGUUCUGCCCGAGAUUGCCGGGUUCGCAACAGGGCGGUACGGCGGCGGCUCCUCAGCAGGCAUUCCGGGUUUUCGACGCUUCGAUGAUCCCAGAAAAGAAGAGUCUUUCAGAAGUCACCUGCUAUAAGUGUGGUGAGAAGGGUCAUUACGCCAAUCGAUGUCACAAGGGUGUGCUGGCCUUCCUUUCGAAUACCGCCCAUUUGGCCCAGGAGCAGCGCGAAAAAGACGAAAAGGAGGGCAGGUUUUUC